Molecule: messenger RNA, 3980 nt
Organism: Echinops telfairi (small Madagascar hedgehog)
Lineage: Eukaryota; Metazoa; Chordata; Mammalia; Afrosoricida; Tenrecidae
Gene: TUBGCP5
Product: tubulin gamma complex associated protein 5
Exons: 22
Coding region: 45-3065 (1006 amino acids)
Biological process (GO): meiotic cell cycle; spindle assembly; cytoplasmic microtubule organization
Cellular component (GO): spindle pole; equatorial microtubule organizing center; gamma-tubulin complex
Molecular function (GO): gamma-tubulin binding; microtubule minus-end binding
Source: RefSeq, a predicted model, not a curated record
AUUGAGGCGGCGGGAAUUCGGGUUUCGAACCGAAUGAAGCGGGCAUGGCUGGUACUCGGUUGCCGUGGAACCGGCUUGACAGACAACAGGAGCUAGAUCUGCGGGAGCUGGUCCAGCACGUGACUGGCCUCCAGGACGAGGCGGACCCAAACUUCCAGCUCGCCCUCCAGUUUGCCAGCUCCAACUUCAGAAUUUAUGAAAAAUUCAUUAUUCAUUCGGAUCUCAACAAAGCUGCUAGUUGGAAGAGAUUAACAGAGGAAUUUCUAAAUGCGACACUUUCAAGCAUAAAGGAAAAAAAGACAGAUACACAUUAUUCCAUACUAUCACUUCUUCUGUGUCUUUCUGAUUCGCCUUCAAACAGCAACUAUGUGGAAAAACCAAGAGAUAAAGAAGUAGGAAAUAAAGAUGAUUUUGAUUGGGGAAAAUACUUGAUGGAAGGUGAAGAAAUCGACUUUCUCCCAAGUGUAGACACACCAAAUUGGUCUGAAGAUAGUGACGGUGAAGAUGAUCAACAGCCCUUAAGCAGAGAGGAUUCUGGGAUUCAGGUAGACAGAACACCUCUAGAAGAACAAGACCCAAACAGAAAACCAAGGCCUCAUGUCAGCUGGAAAGAUCAGACGGAUGACCAGAACUGGUUGGAAGAGCACGUGGCCCCUCAGUACUGGACAGCCCAGCCCUUGUGGUUUCCCCAUAGUUUACAUUUGCACUCCAAUUUAGCUGCGCUCUGGGAUCAACAUCUGUAUAGCACUGAUUCAUUAUAUGUUCCAGAUGACAGAAUUUUUGUUACUGAGACUCAGGUUAUUCGGGAAACCUUAUGGUUACUCUCUGGGGUAAAAAAGCUCUUCAUAUUUCAGUUGAUAGAUGGAAAGAUAACUGUGAGAAACAAUAUUGUUGUAACUCAUUUGACACAUGACUGCUUACGAUCAGUGCUGGAACAAAUAGCAGCAUACGGCCAGGUUGUGUUUCGGCUCCAGGAGUUCAUCGAUGACGUUAUGAGGCACAGUUCUGACGGUGCAUUACCUGGAAACAGUUCUGUUCCUAAGAAGUCCACUGAAGCUCCCUGUAGGACGUACCAGGCUUUCAUGUGGGCCCUGUACAAAUACUUCAUUAGCUUUAAGGAGGAGCUUGCCGAUAUUGAGAAGUACAUCAUCCGUAAUGAUACCACGAUAACUCUUUCUAUAGUGGUGGAUAGUUUAUCACCACGGCUGGCUCAACUCAAGGUUCUGCACAAAGUAUUUAGCACUGGAAUAGCUGAAGUUCCACCUGACACGCGGAAUGUUGUUCGUGCAUCUCACCUACUCAACACACUGUACAAGGCCAUUCUUGAAUAUGACAAUGUUGGAGAAGCAUCUGAGAAGACGGUCUCCCUGCUGUUCGCGCUCUGGGUGGAGACCGUGAGGCCCUACCUGCAGACUGUGGACGAGUGGAUCGUGCACGGGCACCUCUUCGACAGCGCAAAGGAAUUCAUCAUCCAGAGAAACAAAAAUGUUCCAGUAAAUCAUAGAGACUUUUGGUAUGCAACUUACACAUUGUAUAGUGUAUCAGAAAAGAGCAAGAAUGAAGAAAAGCUGAAUAAUAACGCUAGUGCAAGUUCUAGCAGUGACCAAGGACCUUCUAGCCGGCAGCACACCAUGGUGUCUUUCCUGAAACCUGUCUUGAAGCAGAUCAUAAUGGCCGGCAAGUCGAUGCAGCUGCUGAAGAACCUGCAGUGUGUUGAGAGCGCCAGAUGCCAGGCAGAAGCAAGAGAUGCGGAAAGAAAAAGUUUGUAUAACCUUUUUCUGGAAUCUGUGCAAUCCCGUCUUCGGCACGGAGAAGAUUCUUCCCCAUGUAUCCUUACGGAGCAGCAGACCAGCAAAGAGAGCCUGAUUAAGAUGCAGUCCAUCGCUGAGCGACACUUGGGCCUGGACGAUGUGCAUGACCCACUGCUGGCUAUUAAUUUUGCAAGGUUGUAUUUGGAACAAAGUGACUUUCAUGAGAAGUUUGCUGGUGGUGACAUCUGUGUGGAUAGAUCGUCAGAAUCCGUGACGUGCCAGACUUUUGAGUUAACACUGAGAUCUUGCCUCUAUCCUCAUAUAGAUAAACAAUAUCUAGACUGCUGUGGAAAUCUCAUGCAAACUCUCAAAAAAGAUUACCGGUUAGUCGAGUACUUGCAGGCCAUGAGGAAUUUUUUCUUAAUGGAAGGUGGAGAUACUAUGUAUGACUUCUAUACAUCAAUUUUUGAUAAAAUAAGAGAAAAGGAAACCUGGCAGAAUGUGUCUUUUCUCAAUGUCCAACUCCAAGAAGCAGUCGGACAGCGCUAUCCUGAAGACAGUUUACGACUCUCUAUAUCUUUUGAAAGUAUUGAUACAACUAAGAAGAAACUCCCUGUUCAUAUGUUAGAUGGUCUGACCCUGAGCUACAAGGUUCCAUGGCCUGUGGACAUUGUUAUAAGUUUGGAAUGUCAAAAAAUUUAUAAUCAAGUGUUCCUUCUUUUAUUGCAAAUAAAAUGGGCAAAAUAUAGUCUGGAUGUUUUACUAUUUGGUGAACUGGCGAGUACUCCGGAAAAGCCACAGCUCAAGGAAGGACUUUUACAUGAACAAGAUACAAAUGCUCAGUUUGGACCACAAAGGGAAUCAAUAAAGCAGCAGAUUCAUCGGAUGUUCCUCUUAAGAGUGAAGCUUAUGCAUUUUGUGAACAGCUUACACAACUAUAUCAUGACUAGGAUUCUUCACAGCACAGGGCUGGAAUUUCAACAUCAAGUUGAGGAAGCCAAGGACUUAGACCAAUUGAUUAAAAUUCACUAUAGAUAUUUGUCUACAAUCCACGAUCGCUGUCUUCUAAGAGAAAAGGUGAGCUUUGUGAAAGAAGCCAUCAUGAAGGUGUUGAAUCUGGCACUCAUGUUUGUGGAAGGUUGGCAGGCGGGUCUAGGAACUUGGAAGAUGGAAUCUAUAGAGAAAAUGGAGUCCGAUUUUAAAAAUUGCCAUAUGUUUCUUGUAACCAUUUUGAACAAAGCUGUCUGCCGAGGGUCUUUUCCCCACUUGGAAUCUCUAGCACUGUCGCUCAUGGCUGGCAUGGAACAAAGUUAAAUAUCUUGAAACACAAUAAAUGCCUCAAGAAAUUCAUCUUCAUGUAUUUAGAUUUCCACCAUAUGUAAUUUCGAUGCUAGAACCUUUGUAUUUAGUUUGCUCUAAAAACUGUCGUCCGUUCUCUAAUCAAUAGGUCCAGGGUUGUGUUCUCUCAGGCCGUCAGAAGAUCCUGGUGGCACAGCGCACCGCUAACCACCAGUUAAGUGGGAGAAAGAGGGAGCUUAGCUCCCAUAAGGUGUGUAGCCUUACAAACACCACGGGGCAGUUCAAAUCCGUCCUGGUAACGUAACUAGGAGUCAGAAUCAACUUCACAGCAGUGAGGUUUGGGGAGCUCUUUCAGGGCAUGGUGGUUUACAUUGUUGGCUUUUUUUCAGAAGAUAAUCAAUUAGAAUAUAGGGUUAUGUAUAUAAAAUUGUAUAAAAGAUGUAAAGUGUAUAUAGAUUGUUUAUACUUUUCUUUUUUUGGUUUAUACUUAUUUUCUAUGAUAAGUUAAAAGUAUAUGCUAUUGGCAUAUUUGAAUGUGAACUAUAUUAUUUUUGGCAAUGUUAUCAUUGAUAAUAAAAUUAGAUUAUAGUAAAGCACUUUAAACUUUUGUUAUUUUUUCCAUUUGUUGUAACGUUUAUCGCAGAAAUAUUUUAUGAAGAGCACUAUCGGCCAUCUUCCUUAAAGAUAAUAUUAUAUAGUUAUCCUAAAACUAUUUGUAUUUUCAUAUACCUGGAAAGUUCCCAAAUCGAAAAUAAUGCCAACAAAUGUCAAUAAACAUAGAAUGCUAACUUCACAUAGCGCCAACUAAUGGUACAUAACUGUUGGCCUGCAUUUCUGAGCAUUUUCUGUCAACUAACCCAUUACAGUGAACCCUCAUUUAUCGUGGUUAAUCGGUUCUAGACCCUACCGUGAUAAAUGAAAUUCUGCGAA